AGAGCCACACACACACACACACACAGACAGACAGACAGACACAAGCACCGGUGUGUGUCUCCUUCGUAAUGCGAUUACUCUCGUGUCGUGGGGAUUUAAGGGUCAUUUCAGAAAAUCGUUGCCAACGGCCGUGGAGGUAGAACAGGACAUUUGGACAACAGUUUUUUUUUCUUUUCUUUUCUUUUUUGCUGGACUGAAAUUAACUGGAGAGUUUGAGCGUGUAAACCCGCCUAUGGGAGUGCUUACUGAUGUAGCGGAGAGUAACACACACACACACACACACACGGACGCACGCGCGCGCGCAGAGGGCGCUAGUGUGUGGCGGAGGAACAUUUCCACAUUUCUACAGGAUGUGCUCGCUUCUCUGCCACUUUCACGCCGUCUCUGAGGGGGAUUACCUGCCUUUACGAACUAGCAUGGUGGGCCGACAGUAACGCUGAGGGAAGAUGUGCCAGCGGUCGUGGCUUUAUACAUGGCUGAGAAUCGGCAUCGGCGUCCUCGUAGUCGCAGCUUCCAGCUGUGGUCAGGACACAGAUGACUGGCAGUAUGAAGACUGCAAGCUCUCCAGAACCGGACCACCAGCCACCAUAGUAGCCAUAGAUGAAGAGAGUCCUAAUGGGACUGUCCUGAUAGAGAACAUGCAAAUCAACGGCCGUGCAGAAGACCCUAACCGAACCAUCUCUUUAUCCCUGAGAGACAACUAUAACCACUGGGUAAUCCUGGACCCUGUGGAACAGCGGCUUUAUCUUAACAGCACCGGGAGGGUUCUGGAUCGGGAUCCUCCUUCCUUCAUGCAAUCUAUUGUGGUGCAGGUCCAGUGCACCAACGAGCUGGUUGGGACAGUGAUUCUUCACGAGGUGCGGAUUGUUGUGAGGGAUCGGAAUGACAACGCUCCUCGUUUCCAGCAGCCCCGGUACUAUGUGGCUAUUAAUGAGCUGACUCCUGUUGGGACCACCAUCUUCUCAGGCUUCAGAGGGAACAAUGGUGCUGUUGAUAUUGACGAUGGACCAAAUGGCCAAAUCGAGUACACCAUCCAGUACAAUCCGAAUGACCCGACUGCUAACAGAACCUUCGACAUCCCGCUCACUCUGUCCGGCUCUGUGGUGCUGAGAGAGAGACUGAACUAUGAGGAGAUCACUCGCUACCUGGUCAUCAUCCAGGCCAAUGACCGAGCUCCUGACCCUAAAGAGCGACUGACCGCCACCACAACUCUGACUGUGGACGUGCUGGACGGAGAUGACCUGGGCCCAAUGUUCCUGCCCUGCAGCCUGGUCGAAAACACCCGUGACUGCAAGCCGCUCACUUACAGAGCCAGUGUCCUGGAGCUUACAGACCCAAGCAAGGCGAACCCGGUGAACGUGACUCCUCCGAUCCAGGCUGUGGAUCAGGACAGAAACAUCCAGCCGCCGUCCGAACGCCCUGGGAUCCUCUACUCCAUCCUCAUCGGCAAGCCUGCAUUCUACGCUGAAUACUUCUCACUAAACAGCAGCACAGCCGAGCUCAGGCUCCUGCAGCCCAUCAGCCGCGAGCAGCACCAGAGAUUCGACUUGAUAAUCAAGGCAGAACAAAACAACGGUCAUCCUCUCCCAGCCUUCGCCAAUCUCCACAUCGAGGUCCUGGAUGAGAAUGACCAGGCGCCGUAUUUCCAGGCAAACUUCUACCAAGGCUUCAUCCUCGAAUCAGCUCCAGUUGGCACCACGAUCUCCAGCAACACCAGUCUGUCCUCUCCACUAACCAUCACUGCUCUGGAUCAUGACACUGAGGAGACCAAAGAUCCCAUGGUGCGAAUCUCCCUGGACAACUACGAAAGCAUCUUUGCGGUGACACCCAGUGGGAUUGUGCGCUACCUGACACUCCUAAAGCCUGUGGACCGUGAAGAGCAGAAGAGUUACAGCUUCACAAUGAUGGCCUCAGAUGGGGUGCACCAGAGCUCACCAGUUGCAGUUAAUAUCACAGUGAUUGAUGCCAACGACAACACGCCAACCUUCUCCAACAUCUCCUACAGCGUCAGUGUUUACACAGACAUGCAGGCCGGGGAAGUGGUAUUAUGGCUCACAGCUUCUGAUACUGAUGAGGGUCUCAAUGGCUUGAUAAGCUACAGCAUUGUGGCAGGAUCUCGGGGCCACUUCGUCAUCGAUAACCGAACUGGACUAAUCAGCGUGGCACCCGGAGUCAAUCUAACCGUGGGCAGCUCUUACGCCCUCACCGUCAAGGCAACAGAUAAUGCAGCUGAUGACCAGAGAAGGAACUCCAUCACCACCGUGUACAUUGAGGUGCUGCCCCCGAACAACCAGAGCCCCCCACGCUUCCCCCAGCUCAUCUACAGCCUGGAGAUCAGUGAGGCCAUGAGGACCGGAGCUACACUGCUCAACCUGCAGGCAACAGACCGAGAAAAAGAUCCCAUUAUGUACAGCAUCCUCGGCGGAGAUCCUGAUAACAUCUUUGAACUCAAUCAAACGUCGGGGCUCUUGCUGCUGGGAAAGAUGCUGGACAGAGAGCGCACGGAUCGCUACACACUGAUCGUUUCUGCCUCCGAUGGCAGGCCGGACGGGACCUCAACUGCCAAGGUUAACAUCCUGGUGACUGACGUGAAUGAUAACGAUCCCACGUUUGAUCUUUCGCUGCCUCAAAAUCUCACCGUAGUGGAAGAGCAAGCAAACGCUUUUGUUGGUCAAGUCAAGGCAACGGAUCCUGACCUGGGAGUGAACGGACAGGUGCGUUACAGGUUGCUGAGCCACCCCGAACUCUUCCGGAUCAGUGCCAACGGAGGCAUCUGGACAGAGGUGGCUCUAGACAGAGAGCAGAGGGAGCGUUAUGAGCUGCUGGUGGAGGCGUGGGAUGCGGCGCUGGACCCCCGCAGAUCUUCUGUCACACUCUCCGUCACAGUGCUGGACAUAAACGAUAACAGUCCAUUGUUCUCCCAGCCAUCCUACAGCGUCAUUCUGCCCGAGAACAGCCCACCAGACAUGGGAAUCCUAAACCUUACUGCUCUAGAUGCAGACCUGAGCUCAAACAUCACCUACCGUAUCAGGACUCCAGAGGCCAGGAAGCUCUUUGAGCUAAACCCUGUUACAGGAGAGCUGAAGGUGCUGCACACACUGGACUUUGAGAAGCUCUCUCCUGAGGAGACCACACACACCUUCGUGGUGGAGGCAGUGGACAGCUCUGGCAGCAUGCCACCUGGUUUAGCCACCAUUACAGUCACCAUCACCGACAUGAACGAUUUUUCGCCUGUCUUCAGCCAAACCCUGUAUCAAGGCAUGGUGGCACCCAAUGCAGUCAAAGGAACCAUCGUGACCACUGUACAAGCUGAGGACCAGGACACUGUGGGCAAAGCUGCCAGUCGAGUGCACUACAAAGUGGACUUGGAGCAGUUCCCCUACAGUGCCAGCAUAUUCGAAGUAGAGGAGGACACAGGAAAUAUCCUCACCAGGGUCAAUCUCAAUGAGGAUCCUAACACCAAAUUCAUGCUGGUGAUUAUUGCUUAUGAUGACGGGGAGCCAGAGAAGUCCAAUAAGACCCUGGUGGAAAUUACCGUCCUGCAGCCCUCUGCCAUCCCAAUCUUCACUCAGGAGGAGUACAGGUUCCCACCAGUCAGUGAGAAAGCUCCUCCAGGGAGUGUGGUCGGAGUCAUCCUGGCUUCGGCCAUAAAUCAGAGCAUCGUCUACUCCAUCAUUGAAGGGAAUGAAGGAGGAGAAUUCAGCCUGAACAACCAGACCGGAGUGAUCUGCACUGCUAAGCCCCUGGACUUUGAGAGCAACAACAGCUACGUGCUGCGCGUGGAGGCCGACUCUAUGAGAGUGAUCUCAUCCAACCUGCGGGCUCCUGCAAAAAGUAACACAGCCAAGGUGUUCAUCGAGGUGCGGGAUGAAAACGACCAUCCACCAAUUUUCACUAAAGCUCUCUACCUGGCUGGGGUCACGGAGGACGCAAAGACGUUCACGUCUGUCCUGCAGGUUGAGGCUGCGGAUAAAGACACAGGGAAUUAUAGUGCCAUGAAGUACCGUCUUCUCAUCCCUCCGACGCCUGAGGGAAAGGACAGCUUUGUGAUCGAGCCAUACACGGGCGUCAUUAAGACUGCCAUCAUGUACCGCAACAUGCGCCGCUCCUACUUCAGAUUCGAUGUCGUCGCCACUGACAACUACGGAGAAGGCCUGAGCAGCACCGCACAAGUGGUGGUGUCUGUGGUCAAUCAGCUGGAUAUGCAGGUGGUGGUGUUCAACGUGCCCCCGACUGCGGUGGAGCAGAACAAGGAGCAGCUGAUUGGUAUCCUAGAGCACUAUGUUCAGGACCAGAUCCCAGGUGCCAAAGUGGUGGUGGAAUCCAUUGGGCCACGGCGAUACGGAGAAACCUAUGAGCAAGAUGACUACUCCAGCUCAGACCUCAUGGUGUACGCCAUUGACCCUCUGACCAACAGGGCUAUCUCCAGACAGGAGUUAUUCAAGUUUCUGGAUGGAAAGUUACUGGACAUAAAUAAAGAGUUCCAACCGUACCUGGGCCGGGGAGGCCGCAUCCUGGAGAUCCGCACACCCGACGUCGUGCAGAAUGUGAAGAAAGCCGUGCAGUCUGUGGGCUACACAGAAGGAGCACUGCUGGCUCUCGCUGUCAUUAUAGUUGUUUUCUGCAUCCCAGCCAUCCUCAUUGUCAUCAUCACUUACCGACAAUUUAAAGAACGACAAGCUGAAUGUGCCAAAACCGCCAGGAUCCAAAUGGCUCUCCCAGCUGGCAAACCCGGAGGCAUCGCUGCUAGCAAUCUGUAUGAGGAACUAGGCGACAACACCAUGAGAGGGUACGGACAUCAAGAGCAGCAACAGUUGCUUCGACCCUCUCUCUUGAGACCAGAGGAACUAUCCAUGGAAUCAGGCAUCGACCCCGGGCAGGACUAUUAUACGCAGGAUUACUAUAAUUACGACCACGGAUAUGACUUGCCUCAGUAUGGCAGUCGCAGGAAGCUGAUCUCUCCAGCGGGAACAUAUGACGAGUACGGCGAGGUGAUUGUCGAGGAUGAUGGCAGCUAUUAUUACAGUCCUCAUGAAUCAGAAGGAGAGGUUUCCAGGCAGGCUAAAAGGACGAGCCUGCAUCAGACUCUUCACAGACUUCCUACAUUUCCUUUGGGAGAUCAGGUUCCCAGACCAGAGCAGACCCAGCCUGAUCCCUCAAAGGAUACGAUGCCUUUUCACAGCUCAAAUCCCGUGACCAGUCUCAAAGCAGUGAUGAAACUCAACAAACUGCUUGCUACAGGCAAGACCUCUGGGCCACCAAUGCCUUUCCACCCACCAUGGAAGAAGGCUCGAAUAUUCCCAAUGAUGGAAAAAGCACAGAGUGUAGAGCCCACUAAACCGACUCAAGGCUCUGAUAGCUCGGAGAGCGGUGUGGUCAUCAGUGGUAUCUUCUUCCAGACGAAAGAAGGAAAAUCCACAGGGCAAAAAUCAUUCUCCAAGCAGCUUCACACUCACAACAAAUGUCAGAGUGACACAAGUAAAAGCACAGAUAGCUCAAGUGAUGGGAAGACACUAGUUUCCCAAGAAAGCAGUGAGCUGGAAAGAGAGCCUUAUGGUCAACAAUCUGCACGCAAGGUAGACGGUGUAAAUGGGUCUUUACUGGACACCCGUUUCGACAGAGGUGCCCUAUCGAUAUACCAAAAUCCUUAUUCGAACCAGAAUGUAGCAUAUAUGACCAGCUUUGACUCGGACAAAGAGCAAGAAACUUCUGAUGAGUCGAGCGGCGAGAGCAGUUCAGAGACGGACCAGGAUGAUUCUGGAAGCGAGUCUAAAAAAUAUACAGAACAAGACUCAGAGAUAGAGACCGAUACUGAGAGCGAGACGGUGAUGGACACAGGAACAGGGUCGGACAGUGAUGUAGAGUCAAGAGGUGAAAAUGUUUCAGAGAGAGAGAAAGAGACUGAGGGCUUGUCAGAGUCGGGUCGCAAAGUCACUGGCACCCAGGAGUUUGUGAGGUCUGUUUUGCAGAGCAUGAAUGAAACGCAGCCUUCUAAACCUCAAAUUCCUUCCAGUGUCGCAGAGAUCAGUUCUACAGUAGGCUUCAACUUUGCACACAGCAUGUAUAGAAUAGCUGAAGAGGCCAUGCAUAAAGUUAAAGCCAAGAAUAAAGCAAAUAAGAAGGAGUCAAAGAAGGAAGAUGACUCAGAGACCAAGAACAAAGAUCCUAUUCCUGUAAUGGGUCAAGAAAAGGCUGAUAAAAGCCAAAGCCAGAACAGCUCAUCGGCAGGCAGCAGUUAUAUACAAGGCAACACAGACAAAGGUAAUCUCCCACCUAUAGUGGAGGAUGAAGAAGAGGAAAUGACAUCUGCAGGGUCACUCAGGAGUAGUCUUGGCAACAAAUUUCAGAGUUCUGCAAGUGAAGCUAGAAGUCCAGAAGAUAACAAAGACGAUGAUACUGUUACAGCUGACUAAACUGGCAUGAUGCUUUCUCAUUUGGUAGAAAGAAGAGAAUCAAGCUGGUGGUGGAUCGUGAGUACGAGACCAGUUCAACAGGAGAUGAUAGUGCUCCAGAGUCCCACCGAAACCGGCUGUCCAACGUCAACAGCCACAGUAACAUCAACGGCAGCAUCUA
Messenger RNA from Hemibagrus wyckioides, 6573 nucleotides. RefSeq names its product protocadherin-related 15b (gene pcdh15b). NCBI's taxonomy places the organism in Eukaryota, Metazoa, Chordata, Actinopteri, Siluriformes, Bagridae. The record is from RefSeq and is a predicted model, not a curated record. Bases 447 to 6413 code for a protein of 1988 amino acids. The transcript is spliced from 39 exons. Gene Ontology annotation, cellular component: plasma membrane; catenin complex; stereocilium. Gene Ontology annotation, molecular function: cadherin binding; calcium ion binding. Gene Ontology annotation, biological process: homophilic cell-cell adhesion; sensory perception of sound; inner ear development.